Messenger RNA from Effrenium voratum, 2281 nucleotides. The record is from the annotation of a GenBank genome assembly. Lineage: Eukaryota; Dinophyceae; Suessiales; Symbiodiniaceae.
AGCUUGGCCCAAAGAAGCGCUCAGAAGCAGCGCUGCCGACGGUCCACGCACACAGCGCAAAGUCGCGCUUUCAAAUCCGAGGGAAACACUGCGCAGCCAUGGGCGUGGAGACGACGAAGGACAGGAGGAGCCGAGGCUGGUCAGCUUCAACUCGUGCUUGGUAGGACUCGUUGUCGUCAGGCGUUCGCUCCCGCAUUCUCCUGACUGCAAUCUCGUGGCUUUUCUUGCACACGGCCAAGACCUCGGCAGCAUUGUUCCAGUGCUUUUGUUUGCUGGUUGUGGCCCCAGGUACAUCUCUUCACCAUCCCUCACGGGCGGAUUUCACCGAGUCGCCCGGGCUGGAAGGACACUAGAUUCUUGGGCGUCCCACGGGGCCCAGCGGAGCUUCUGGCUGAGAAGAUCCAGCUGCUGAACGAGCCCGAGGUUGAGAACCCUCGUUUUAGUGCCACAGAUCUCUUGGACUUUGAAGACCGUUUUUGAACGGCCGAAUCAACAACAAGGAAGAGCGGCCGUUUCUGGAAAGGGAGACGGUUGUGGAUGCAGUACUCAAAGAGAUAAACGAGACCCAGACGCUGAGCACCAACAAGCCACGAGUAGUGUCCUUGUGGAGUCCGAGGGGCACCGGCAAGACAUCGCUCAUCCGCCACCUGGCUUCGAAGGUGUCGUGCUUUGCAGAAAGCCGAAGAUGUGGACGGCUUUUGGUUCUUGAUGCUAGAGGGAUUCCAAAGUCAGCGUUUCAGGAAGCUCCCAGUAGGAUUGCUUCUGCAAUUGUCGUGUGGCACCUGUCACAGUUGCUGCGCGGAUACAGCAUCGAAGUGAGUGGGCGGGUGAUGAGUUUUAGGGGCAUGGACUUCAUUGCAGUGCUGGAGGCACUCAAACGUACAUCGGUACGAAGUGCAAUUGAUAUGCGCGACAGCUUCGAAGUUUGGCUUCACUCAUUUUGUCAACAGAAGCAGGACGUCUUCGAGCAGUGGCUGUUGGUGACGGCUGCAGCCUUCAAUGCGACACCAGACUGCGCUUGCUUGGUGUUCCUCGAUCAGGCAGAGCUGCUUGUGAACAGACAGGUCGAGGGACUGAGCCACCGGGGUGGACAGAAAUCAGCUUUCACCGAAAUAUUUAGUGAAUUCCCGGAGAAGAUGGGCAUGUUUUCGGCAGGCACGGUGAAUAUUUUGAUUGAUAGGCCAUCGGAGGAGUACACCUCGCUUAUUGUCCAGGAAGUACCGGCUCUACCGCCGUUGUCACUGCAAGCCGCCAGACGGACCAUGGCAGAGUGGGGAGGCUCGCAAUACAAGAAGGAGGAAUUCAACAACAUUCACCUCUUCUCGGCUGGGGUACCCCGGCUUCUGGAGGCGGCUUUCCAGACCUGGGGUGAGUUGGCAUCAACUGCUCAGGUUGCACUCAAUGCCAUGUCGCAGCAGUUCAGAAGCUCGUAUGCGGAUGCAGCCCCCUACUUCCGUCAGCCAGAAGUGGCUUUGGCGUUGGUUCUUUGCUCGGCGGUUCGUGCCCGGAACCUCACUGAGGUGGUCAGACAUUUUCAGGGCCGGAGCAGCAUUUCCAAACAACAAGUCUGUGCUGGUUCCACGGCUGUGGUGGUGUGAGGAUACCAAUAUCAAAGACGCCAUCCGAAACGAUUUGAAAGAGCUGAACAUUGACCUGGAGGGGCUCCUGCCAGAUUCCUUGCAGUUGCUCAACAGCCCAACAAGGGGUGCCACUGAAAGGGGGGAGAAGUGGGAAGAGCUGGUUGCAAAUUCCCUGGCAGCGCGGUUCCGCCUUCACUGCAUAGCAAGAAACCUGAGUGCUGAAGUCACCUGGGUCCCUUUUUUGGAGAUCUACCCUACGGAGGAUCCACAUUUGCGAGCUGUUUUGGAGCCGUUCGAAGUUUGCUGGAGUGAUGGUGUGGAAUAUCCAAGCGGCCAAGGCAAUGAAGCAACUGUCAUGAGUGACGUUGGGAAGGCCAUCAAGUCCAACCGGAAUUUUGCAACGGCUCACCACGACCUUUUGAUCCCUGUGAGAGGCAACUGGUAAGCUCGAGUUCAUUGCUGCGCAAUGUCGUUAUGGAAAGAAAAAGGAUGCAGGCGGCCUGAAGUUGCAGGACAAGGCAAAGAAGGACAACUUUGAGGACAUGCAAAAUGUGUUGCUGCAGAUUUGCAGUGAGUCUGAAGGCUGGCAGUCCUUUACAAACGAGACAUGGGCCAGACGUCAGGAGGAGAAGAAAUGCUCUCUCAUGAGUUGCGAGACUAUCAUUGCGCAGCUGGACGUGCUGAAACUUUUGUGAGUGUAC